Molecule: messenger RNA, 1560 nt
Organism: Aspergillus ochraceoroseus IBT 24754
Lineage: Eukaryota; Fungi; Ascomycota; Eurotiomycetes; Eurotiales; Aspergillaceae
Exons: 2
Coding region: 1-1560 (519 amino acids)
Source: RefSeq, a predicted model, not a curated record
AUGCCGUUUAUCAGCCUACCAGAAGAUAUUCUGCUGCUUUUUAUCAAAUGCCUUGAGCGGGAUACGCAGACUUUGGCCCCUCUUGCUACCUGCUGCAAGAAACUGAAUCGUAUUACAACGCCCAUACUCUAUGCACAUGUUACGCUGGGAUUGGAUAAAGGAGAUGAAUCGCGCAAGGUACGACGAUUCAUCAAGUCCGUGUUCACGAACCCUUUCCUGGCCCAAUGCGUGCGAUCACUCGAGCUCAAUGCGCUCUACUGGAUCUCGCAUUACCUCCAAUCUCUUCAUCGCAAAGAGUUAUUGCGAGCCCUGGGAAACAGCAUAGCCUACCGCCCUGAUAAACUUGACAUCAUGAAGCUCAUCACCGUUGUUCAACGAUUGCCACUUCCAGAGGAUCACAAGCUCCGUUGGUGUAUAGAGCUGCAGGAGCUAACUCCUAGCUUGGAUUCUUUAAUUGCUAUUCUUUUUGUUUUUCUGCCUUCUAUUCAACGCCUGGAGUCCAACUGGUCAUCAGAUGCAGUAUUUAUCUCGCACAUAUUGCCUACAACUAAUAAAAAGGUAGUAGAUUCGUCGCCCUCGCCCCAUGUCCUUGCAAACUUGAGCCAUCUGAAGGUCAAUUCUGAAUGCCCCUGUGGCAAUUUCGCUGAAAUUAUUCCCUUCUUUCAGAUGCCUUCGCUGAGCCAUUUUUUUGGCAGCAAUUGGGGCCCAAUCAGAAGGGAUGGCUGGGAUGAUGGAGUUGAGGAUGAGGCUGAUCCUCAGGGUUAUGAGGGCGACGGGAUGGUGCUGUCACCGAUCAUUCAUCUCGAGCUUCGCCACUGCAGUGUUGAUUUGUUCAGUCUGCAAACAAUCUUGCGCCAAUGCCGGUCGGUAAAAACAUUCAUCUUCCAUCGCGACUGGGAUCCCCGAAUCCACAUCAAAUUCUCGGCAUUGUCCAUUGCCAAGGCACUUCUUCCGCUUUGGAACAAGUUGGAAAAUAUUCGCCUGUCCUUUGAGCCUGGUAUCUACAUCCACGAUGAAGCAGAAAUCAGUCCGCUAGAUUUCUCACAUUUCUCGGUACUAACAAAGCUUUAUGUUUCUGCGGGUUACAUUAUACAUGAUCCACAGGACUUUGAUCCCCAUGAAUUCUCAAAAGCUUCUGACCCAGGAUCUGAUGAUGACAGUCUUAAUUUUCCACUUCAUACACGGCUUCCGCGGUCGCUAGAAGUGCUACGCAUCAUGGGAUUUAGUACCCCAGAACAGGCGCAGUUUCUGAUUGACGAUUGCUGCCGGUUACUCCAGCAUCAUCAUCAGUUCCCACGACUAAGCGAGCUAUGCAUCGAAGCGAGGUUCUACGACACCAAUUCCAGAUUCGACACUUCGGCUUUACAGAACGAGGCGCAGCGUGCGGGUGUCCUAUUGCGUCGGCUCGACAACACCGAAUUUCACCUAAAUGACAAACAGUAUAUUCACACGCCUUCAGGAUUUGACUGGGGGAUGGACGGUGAAUUUGAGUGGGGUAUCAAAUUAUACGACUACGAAGUUGUGGAGCUAGCAGAAGAAGAAAUUGUGACGGUAGACUGA